Diabrotica virgifera virgifera (western corn rootworm) is the source of this 2203-nucleotide messenger RNA. RefSeq names its product sodium-independent sulfate anion transporter-like. Gene Ontology annotation, biological process: transmembrane transport. Gene Ontology annotation, cellular component: membrane. The record is from RefSeq and is a predicted model, not a curated record. The transcript is spliced from 10 exons. Lineage: Eukaryota; Metazoa; Arthropoda; Insecta; Coleoptera; Chrysomelidae. Bases 214 to 2148 code for a protein of 644 amino acids. Gene Ontology annotation, molecular function: sulfate transmembrane transporter activity.
AUUAGCAAUUAGCAAAUUAAAUAAGCGCCGAGAUAUGUUGUGUCACAACAAAUCUUCAAAUUGAAAAAGAACCUAUAAAAAAGUACUUAUAUUUAUGGUGUUGUUUAAAUGGUCUAGUUUGCGAACAAGACUUUUUAUGUUACUUGUAGAUCAGAUGUAGAUAUAGUGUCAAACAACUACUGUCUAUUUGAAUAGUACUAAAUUGUGUUUUUAAUGGCGGAAAAGGAAAAGGAGAGGAAGAAGCAUUCCAAACUUCGGACUGUAAUAUCCAAAUCCAAGGCUCAACUUUUCAAAUCAGUGGCAAUCUUCAGAUGGUUGCCCAACUACACGAAGAAUGAUAUUCUGGCAGAUUUAAUUGCCGGAUUAACGGUUGGCUUGACUAUGAUACCUCAAUCCAUAGCUUAUGCUGGUCUGGCAGAACAACCAGCUGAAUAUGGACUGUAUACAGCCUUUGUGGGAUCCUAUGUGUAUAUUAUUUUUGGAACUAUUAAGGAAGUUUCCAUAGGACCAACAAGUUUGAUGUCUUUGUUAACUGUAUCGUAUACGAUCGGGAAACCGGUAGAGUACGUUGUUUUACUUACAUUUUUGGCUGGAUGUGUGGAACUGUUCAUGGGACUUUUAAAUUUAGGUUUUGUAGUGGACUUUAUAUCACCAUGUCUGACUUCUGGAUUCACAUCUGCUACUUCUAUAAUUAUUAUAACAGCGCAGUUGAAAAAUCUCUUCGGAAUAAAUAUAAAAAGCCAUAACGUUCGACAGAUACUUAAAGAAUUCGUUCAAAAAGUUGACCAAAUUAAACUGGCUGAUACUGUAAUGGGAUUUAGUUGCAUUAUUUUCCUUUUAAUAUUUAAGUAUAUAACCACAGCAAUCAAACCAAAAAACCCUACAUUGAAGAAAUUUCUGUGGUUAAUGUCUAUAUCGAAGAAUGCCAUCACAGUAACGCUGGCCACCAUAGUGUCAAUGUAUUAUAGUCAAAGUGGCGUUCCUCCUUUUAAAAUUACUGGAACGGUUCCCACGGGAAUUCCAGAAGUCAAGUUUCCUUCAUUGACUGCUCAAAGUGGCAAUCAGACGAUUGGAUAUACAGAUAUGUUGGCAGACUUGGGUGCUGGAAUUGCAGUAGUGCCAUUUGUGGCCGUGUUGGCUAAUGUAGCUAUUGCAAAGGCUUACAGUAUUAAUACAGUGGUAGAUGCGUCUCAGGAGAUGAUGGCCCUAGGUUUAUGUAAUAUACUUGGUUCUUUUGUUAGAGCUAUGCCCAGUACUGGUGCCUUCACUAGGUCUGCUGUAGCAAGCCAUAGUGAUGUACGAACACCUUUUCAAGGACUUUAUUCAGGGACAGUGAUAGUUUUUGCCCUUAGUCUCAUGGCUCCUUACUUCUAUUAUAUUCCAAAAGCCGUUUUAGCUGCAGUUCUAAUCACAGCAGUUAGCUCUUUAUUGGACUAUAAGAUACUCCCAAUUUUAUGGAAAUGUAACAAGGUAGACCUUUUCCUGACCGUGGGAACAUUUAUCAUAGGCACUUUCUUUGGUGUUGAAGCUGCUCUCGUUUUAGGAAGCAUUUUAAAUUUAUUGAUUCUACUUAAAAUGUGGUCGAGACCCAAGAUAAAUACUGACGUCAAAGAGAUAAUAGAAACUCAAAUGAAGUAUCUUUAUUUAAAGCCUGAAUUAGGUCUUUACUACCCUGGUGCUGAUUAUUUAGCUGAAUGUAUAAAGAAGAACAGAAACGAAUACCCAUCUUUACCUAUUGUUUUGGAUUGCUCAAAUUUUCUUAGACUAGAUUAUUCAGCAGCAAAGACACUCAUCAAUAUCCUACGAAUCUUCAAUUCUAACAAAACAGUCUUCGUGAUGAUCAACGUAGAAGACAACAUCCUCAACACCAUGAAAACUAUCCCAAAUUCCAAAUCUGUUUUAAGAUUUUGCAACAAGACCAAAAGUAUUCCAGAAGUAAUCGUUGUUAACGAAGAAGAAGAAAACGAAGAAGAUCUUCUAUUAAAGCUGAAUCGUGACAUGAAGUCAAUAGAAAAGUCUCUAGAAAUUUUGCAAAUGUUAGAGAUCGAUAAUAGUAGAAGUUCUUCGACCUGUUCUUUAGGUACUACUAGUACUAAAUCACCUGUUAGUGAAAAUACCAGAAAAUUUUCUGUUCGUAGUUUAAAAUAGUAAUAAGCAAUUGAAGAUGUUUUUGUUUACAAUAAAAUUUAUUUUUUAUAAAUGA